This is a messenger RNA of Naumovozyma castellii, 564 nucleotides long. Its product is annotated as pyridoxamine 5'-phosphate oxidase family protein. The transcript has a single exon. The record is from RefSeq and is a predicted model, not a curated record. Bases 1 to 564 code for a protein of 187 amino acids. Lineage: Eukaryota; Fungi; Ascomycota; Saccharomycetes; Saccharomycetales; Saccharomycetaceae.
AUGAGUAGUCCCAGAUUUCCAGCAGAGUUGACAGAUCUCAUUAAAACAUCAAAAUAUGUCCAUGUUGCGACGUGCUCCAAUGCUGCUAUUCCUUCUAUAGCGUUAAUGAACUAUAUAUAUGUUCCUAAAAAGGACUCCUUUAGACCGAAUGUGGAUAAGAGAGACUACAUUAUCUUUGCCACAUCUGAAGAUAGUGAAAAAUAUGAUAAUAUUUUGGCAAAUCCAACUAUUGCUCUUUUAUUUCAUGAUUGGAUAACUGCAAACAAUUUAUCAAUAAGGAAAACAGACAUAUCUACUGAUUCAGACACUCAUGUGGAAAGACUAAAUAAUUUAUUAGAGGAGUUAAAUCAGGACGAAUUGAAUCAAAUCAGUGCCACCAUUAGAGGAAAAGCUCAUAUAUUAAAUUCAGAAUCAAAAGAAUCGACUUAUUAUAGACAUUUAUUGUUAAAAUCAAAUCCUGACGCGGAUAUAUUUAUCUUAGGAGAGAAUACUGCCACAAUAAAAGUGGAAAUACUGAGUGCCAAGGUUACAGACUCAGAAAACAACAAGAAAUCAUAUUUAUGA